GGAACAAGCUUCAUCUUUUUUGAGUCUUUUCAUUGAAUCGCACAAUCGUAUGUCCACAUGAACAGUUAAUAUUCGUCUUAUAAAUUAUAUACUAUUUAAGAUGCGCUUAUCAGGUCUGCAAAAAGAGGUCUUGUCUCUUUACCGGAAUUGCCUCCGGGAAAGCCGCAAGAAACCCGUGGCUACGCGACCGCACUUUGAAUCAUUUGCUAGAUCUGAAUUUCAUAAACAUAUCAAACUAGACAAAAGAGACUUUUCUGCUAUCGAGUUUCUAUUACGGAAGGGGAGACGCCAGUUAGAACUAUAUUCAUCACCUGGUGUUAAAGAUGUUAGGUGAUACUGCCUAAUAAUAUCGGAGAAUGAGAAACUACAGCCCACAGCAGAGGCGGGUCAUAACUACCAAUCUCAAUAUUGGCUUACCGAGUCACUACUAUGAUGAACAGUCGUCAUCUGAACCAUGGCGAAGUCUAUAAG
Annulohypoxylon maeteangense is the source of this 471-nucleotide messenger RNA. RefSeq names its product complex 1 protein-domain-containing protein. The annotation marks the transcript as partial. NCBI's taxonomy places the organism in Eukaryota, Fungi, Ascomycota, Sordariomycetes, Xylariales, Hypoxylaceae. The transcript is spliced from 3 exons. Gene Ontology annotation, biological process: mitochondrial respiratory chain complex II assembly. Gene Ontology annotation, cellular component: mitochondrion. The record is from RefSeq and is a predicted model, not a curated record.